Molecule: messenger RNA, 942 nt
Organism: Nannizzia gypsea CBS 118893
Lineage: Eukaryota; Fungi; Ascomycota; Eurotiomycetes; Onygenales; Arthrodermataceae
Exons: 2
Coding region: 1-942 (313 amino acids)
Source: RefSeq, a predicted model, not a curated record
AUGCCUGCGUUUCCUCCGCCCCUCGACCCGUCUUACGAGCCGUCUGUCACCCUCGAAAGAGUCCCAGCUACGGCGCCGAUCGAAGGCAUCGUCGCCGUCCUCAAGCGCGACGGCGGGCUCAUCCUGACCGAUCUCGUCUCCCGCGAGGAUCUCGCUGCCGUCCACGACGAGCUCGAGCCGUAUCUGCAGCAGAAAAAGGCCGAGAGUGACGCUGUCUACGACCUGAUUCCCAAGCAGACUUCGGUCGUCUCUGGCCUCACCGGCAAGUCACCCGCGAUAGUCAGAAUCACCGAGUCCGACGCACUCAGCCGGGUGGUGGCCGCGGUCCUGCAGCGAACCUGCACUGCGACGUGGGAGGACAGGACGGAAGAGUUCACCAUCGAGCCGCUGCUGAGCAACAGCAUGACCUUCCACAUCAGCCACGGCGCUCCUCGCCAGCGGCUGCACAGAGACGACAUGAUCUAUGGCGUCUACCACGGCGGCGGCGGAAAGCGUGGGUGCAGCGGGUACAGCCUGGUGGACGAGACGAUGCUCGGUGUCAUGAUUGCUGGGACGCGGACGACUCGCGCGAACGGGGCGACGAUGGCCAUCCCGGGCUCUCACUUAUGGGAUCAUACCCGCGUCCCCAGGACAGACGAGGUCUGCUUUGCCGAGAUGGAACCGGGUUCGGCAUUUGUCUUCUUCGGCAGCACGUAUCACGGCGCUGGGAGCAACGCUGUCCCUGGCCAGGUACGCAGGGUCUACGGCCUGUUCUUCUGUCCCGGCUCGCACCGCCAGGAGGAGAAUCAGUUCCUCGCUGUGCCCCGAAGCAAGAUCCCCGGCAUGAGCGAGAGGAUGCUCUCUCUCCUCGGGUACAAGAAGCCAGAGACGUGGCUUGGUAUCGUCAACAACGGCGAUCCAGCUGCAAACCUCCAGGAGGUUCUUACCAUGGCUAACUCAUAA